AUGCCUCCGCGCAAGUCAGACGCGCAAGUCAGCGUGGUGGAAAAGAUCGUCGAGCGACCGUCCGUUCUCGACGUGACGUUGGCAAAGAUCGAUGUGAACCAAUACAACGCUGCCUUCCCUUUCCGGCUUAGGGUCCUUCUGUGUGGGAGGAAGAAGCGCUCCUCGUUUGAUGACGCGUGGGAGAAGCUGGUUGCGGAAGUAAAGCUACAGUGCGACAAAGCGAAUCCUUUCUGCACUGCCUCUCAGAGCAGCCAGCUUGGGUCGUUGAUCAUGGACUACGGAGAGUAUUUUCUCCAAAUUGUGGAAGGUCCAGAAGCCUACGUUUUCCGCUUUGCAGAGGAGAUGAAGUCAGUGCCACUCGUCGACACAAACAGCGUGCGCAUUCUGUUUCUCGACGACGAUGUCCCCAACACUAUUUGCGUCGGAAUCACCCUGAUAGACAAAGUCCCACCCUCAUCUUUGGUGGCCAGCUCAGCCGAGAAGAGCACUGAAGAAGUCGCGCAAGGAGUUACACAUGACUUAUCGUCCAUUCUAGAACUUGCUUAUCAGGGUAACAGCCAGACGGGAAGGCUGAAGAGCGUGUUUUCUGAGAACGCCAAGGUGAACCACCCAAAGCUGUUCCCCAAAGUCGACAUGCUUGAAGCAUAUAUUAAUAGCGACAGCUUUUUCACGCUGGGCGAGUUUGUGGACAAUUUUUGCAAACCUGCGCAUCUGGCCCGCGAUGAGGAAAUCAAUCACCCCGCGGCAGACCCGCUAAAGCACUGA
Molecule: messenger RNA, 765 nt
Organism: Leishmania mexicana MHOM/GT/2001/U1103
Lineage: Eukaryota; Euglenozoa; Kinetoplastea; Trypanosomatida; Trypanosomatidae
Exons: 1
Coding region: 1-765 (254 amino acids)
Source: RefSeq, a predicted model, not a curated record